ACUAAUCUUCCUUUAGAAAAAGCCACAAAUCUUAAAAUGGCAUCUUCUAUCAUCUCUCUCUUUGCAUUUUGUUGUGUGGGAUUAUCCCUAAUCUUAGCUCCAAUAUCUCCCACGGUUGCGAAAAGCAGCCCUCAGGACUUCGUCGAUGCCCACAAUGCCAUUCGUGCUGAGUAUGGUGUCGGGCCGGUCACUUGGAACAAAACUUUGGCAGAAUAUGCUCAAAAAUACGCGGAAACUAGGAUCGCUACCUGCGAGAUGGAGCAUUCUAUGGGACCUUAUGGUGAAAACUUGGCCGAAGCAUUCGAGACGACAACAGCAGAAUUGACCGUGAACUAUUGGGCAAGUGAGAAGAAGUUUUACAACCACCAAGCAAACAAGUGCGUCGAGGAAGAGUGUGGCCAUUUCCUUCAAGUCGUGUGGAAGGACACGACAUCGAUUGGUUGCGCGGAAGUUAAAUGCAACAACAACUAUAUUUUCACCAUUUGCAACUAUUAUCCUCCCGGCGGCUAUCCUGACCAACUUCCUUACUAAACUUGCAAAUUAAAUGAUCACAAAAUAACAGGGGUCAAGCCCGUAGUGAAUUUUGUAUUACUUUUUAUCAAGACCAUAAUUUUUUCCAGGUUAUGAUCUUGAAUUGUUUUAUAAUCUGUGAU
Molecule: messenger RNA, 653 nt
Organism: Benincasa hispida (wax gourd)
Lineage: Eukaryota; Viridiplantae; Streptophyta; Magnoliopsida; Cucurbitales; Cucurbitaceae
Product: basic form of pathogenesis-related protein 1-like
Source: RefSeq, a predicted model, not a curated record